Molecule: messenger RNA, 957 nt
Organism: Blastocystis hominis
Lineage: Eukaryota; Bigyra; Opalinata; Blastocystidae
Exons: 5
Coding region: 1-957 (318 amino acids)
Source: RefSeq, a predicted model, not a curated record
AUGAUCGGCAAGGACGUCAAGGAAGUGAAGCAUUACAUCAUGGAGGGGCGCCGUCCCAUGCUGAUUCGCUGCCAAAUCGGCGUGGCUCCCGCGGGAAUGCAGUCGCUCUCGUCUCCUUCAUCGCGCUCUCUUUUAUCGCCAGGAUCCUCGAUUAAUUACAGUUAUUCGACGCGCGAUUCGUCGAUCUUUCUGCGAAGAUUCCUGCGGGUUCCUCGCCUCGCAAUUCGGAAGAACUCUCGAUUUGCAUUCCGGAGAACGACUCCGCACACGCCGCCAAGCGACAGCGAGUCGAAGCAGGUGCAUCGAUUCUAUCGGUUUGUGUCUCCGCGGUCGGAAGAGAAUGAAUCGGAGACGCUGGGAAGGGAUCUGAGCGUCUCGGAGGAAGACGAAUUCAUCGAGUCGCUUCGUGUGACGUUUAUGCUGGAGCUGUGUCGCUUGAUCGGGCAUUAUCGCGAUUGUUUCAACAGCGACGUUGAAGAAAACGCGACAUUCGAAAUGAUUCUGAACCGAAAGAAGUUUAUUCGCGAGGUGGAGGAAGAGGACACGAAGCUCGUGAAGGCGAUUUCGAAGUCGCAGCUGUUCCACCACUUCGUGGAGGACGCGUUCGAGUACGAAGACAAUUACGAGAUUAAUCUGUUCAACGAUUGCAUCAAGCUGCGACAGAGAAUGGGGCAUUACGCGGAAGAGUACAUCCGCGAGCGGUUGAAUCCGAAGAAUUGGGAGCUGCAGACGGUGAACGUGGAGACGCCGAACGCAGCUCAUCUGCCGGAGAAUUGGGAGACGGAGUCAAUGUUGCGCGCUCCGGACCGAUUCCCCAAACUGGAAAAGCAGUUCUUCGGGAAGCGAAGUCCUCGCAUGAUUCCAACAAAGAUCGCGCAGAGCAAGUCGAUCGUUCCGGAAGAUAUAGAUGCCUUGCUUAAGAAACUGAAAAAGCAGAAGAAAGAAUGGGAUGUUUGA